This is a messenger RNA of Parasteatoda tepidariorum (common house spider), 3290 nucleotides long. Its product is annotated as delta-latroinsectotoxin-Lt1a-like. Lineage: Eukaryota; Metazoa; Arthropoda; Arachnida; Araneae; Theridiidae. Gene Ontology annotation, molecular function: protein binding. The record is from RefSeq and is a predicted model, not a curated record.
UAACUAUAAGUAAGUAUAUCGAUUUCUUAUAAUUUAUCACCAUGGAUUUGGGUUCGAAUGAAAAUUAUUUGGAGACGGGUAAAUCGUUGAUGCGUAUGACGAGAGAGAUGAGCUUAGAAGAGCAAGGAGCGAAUUGCAAAACAAUUGAAAAAGGUCAGAAUUAUAUGGACGCGACAAUUGGUAUAGCCGGUUUUGCAUUAGGUGUGGCAGCCUUGUUUACCAUGCCAAUGUUAAUCGUGGUCUCCUCCGCUCUAUUAAUUAAUGUACUGAUUGCCAAAGCUUUAACAGCAGAUGAGAACAUUGAGAGAGAAUGUGCUGAUCUCCCUUUCAAAGAGUUAGACGAAAAAAUGAAAGCUAGACAAGAAGAAACAGAUAGAAAAAUUGCAGAACAAACUGAAAUUUUAAAAGAAGUAAGUGAAAAAGUUGGCCAAACUCUCGACAAAAUAGAAGAUGUAAGAAAGGAAAUGGGCGAUAACUUUCAGAGGGUAUUGAAUAAAAUCGGGGAUCUGGAUGCCAGUAACCCAGUUUCCGAAAUAAAAACAGCGAUCGAAUCCAUUUCAUUUAGUGAGGAGAACAAAAGGUUAGCAACUCCUGAGCGUUAUGUUUACAUCAUCCAGCAAGAAGUAGCAAAAAAUUCAGAUUCAUCUCUUUACAAUUACAUUGGAAUGCAAGGUAGUCUGUAUAAUGCCAUUUUUGCUGUGAUUAACAAGAAGAAUACCAUUAAACCAAACAUUGCCCUUCCCGGACUCAACAUUGGAGUUACGACUUACGCAUCGACCGUCAUUACUCUCAUUCAGCAACUACGUUACAUGUCGGAAUAUGCUUACCAAAAGGGUGAUUUGAAAAAGUUCAACAACUAUUUCAAUCGUCUUUGCUUUGAUUUCAAUUAUUUCAAACUGAUAGUUAAUGGUUCCUCAAAAAAGCAAGGUAUAAUCGAUCAAGUUACGCAGAUGUUAAACGAAGCAAAAAAAAGUAAAAGCAAGCAAGAUCUUGGCGAUGAAUUGUUCGACAAUAUUGGAACAUACAUCACCCAACUUAAUCAAUUAAAGCAAAAGAUUACAGCACUUUCAUUAGAUGUGCUCGAAACCACCCCAGAUAAGAACAUGGAUAUUGAUUUCAACUCCAGAACUGGGAAUCAACGCAGUAGUAGUAACUUCUUAGACUGGAAAAAAGGCACUAAGGUCAGUUACGCAGUGCAGUUCGAAAAAGAUGGUAAGUAUUCUAAAGUUAGUGGCUGGACUUCACCACAGGAUAUAGUGGAUAUAGCCAAUCCGGAUAUUGUAUUCCGGAAAUCGAGCAAUAUGAAUAGAUUAGUCUUCCGUAAAUUUGGCAAUGGCGAUGCAGAAUUGGCAUACAUCCUCCCUGGCUCGGAAGUAAAAUUUAGAGACGUCCACAGGGAUUUGUAUAAUUUAGCUUUUAAAAACUCCCUCAGCGAGUCGCAGGUUUCAAGUAACAUGGAUAGACUCAUUAGAUUGGGAGCGAAUGUUAAGGCAGUGUUUGAGGGUAAACGAACCGUUAUUCAUGCGGCAGCUAUUGCUGGACGAUCUGUUAUGUUAGGUAAGAUAUUAGAAAAAGACCGUUCUCUCAUUAAUAAACCAGAUAGACUCGGCUUCACCCCUCUUCACUUAGCUGCUGAAAAUAAAAGGACCGCUUUCGCACGAUGGCUAAUUAACCGUGGAGCAAACGUUAACUUACAAGGACAGGAAUUUAAAGUUUCCCCUCUGCAUUUGGCUGUGCGUUACCAUGCCGAUGAAAUUGUAGAAGACCUGUUAGAGAGCUCAAAAAUAAACCCGAAUUUAAAAGACAUAGCAGGCCUCACUCCUUUGCACUAUGCUGUAACUGACGAAAAUUACGAUAAAUAUUUUUUCACUACACUAAUAGAUAAUAAGAAAACAGAUUUGAAUGUAAAGGAUAACAAUGGAUUAGCAGUUGUGCAUUAUGCAACCAUACUCAAUCGCUGGGAAGAGGUAAUCGAUUUAACUUACAAAAAAGAAAGAUUUGAUAUUUUUGCAAAGGAUAACCAGCAGAUGUUAGCUGUUCAUUAUGAUGCUAUGAAAGGAAAUCAGGUUGAAGAAUUAGUAGCUAUGGAAGAUGACAAAGCGUCUAAGCUUAAUGAUGCCGCCGGCGAGAAACAUUGGACUCCUUUACAUUAUGCCGUAUUUUUUAAGCAAACUGCUUGGGUAAAAUAUCUGUUUCGGCAGCAAAAAAAAGUGGUAUCAAAGAUUAAUGUUGAUGCCAAAGACGUUGAUGAUCAGACUCCUUUGCACUUAGCUGCUGCAGCUGGCUUGAAAGAUAUUGUUAAAACACUUUUGGAAAAAGGAGCAAAAGUUUAUGAAAAGACGAAGAAACAAAAUACACCUCUUGAUCUCGCAGUCAUGCAUAAUAGAAAAGAAGUUAUUGAUGAUUUGCUGACAUUUGAAAAAGAUCAAAAAUUGAAAAAUGGGAAGCCUGCCAAAGAAAAUGAUGCUAAGGCGUGUCAAUUAGCAAAGGGAGAGAUGUUAGAUCUACUAAAGAAGAUGGAUCGUUGCGGCAAUUUCCGCCGCUCGAUUGAAUCGAAUUCUAAAAACUCUUCUCGGGAAAUCACUCUUACUGGCAUGUUUGAAAAUAAUAAUUUAAGACCUUUGUUAACUUCGAAUAAACCAAAAGAGAAUUUGGCAUUCAAAAAUAUUAAACCGCUAACACAAGUAGAUGUAAAUGGUGCCUUGCUCUUACUGGAUCUCUUCGUACGGAAAGUGACGAACGAAAAAUAUAAUUCUGCAGUGAUUGGUUCUGAAUCGUUGUUAGAUGCACGAGCUCGAGCUUUAAAUAUCACGGAUAACUUGCAAAAGAUCAUGGAAAUGGCAGGAAAUGAUGGAGAUCUUUUUGACAUUCAUUCGAGGAUAUACAAGGCUAUUAUGAGCGGAAAUGAUUCCAAACUUGUAAAGGAAGUAUGCACUUAUUUAAACCGGUAUUCCACUUUGGAACCGCAAAAAGUUGAAAAAUUUAUUUCUGCAAUGUUUGAAAAUAAAUCAGCCAGAAUUACUAGGAAAGCAAUUCAAGAAUCUGGUCAGCUUUCUGUGGGUUUAGUCAGCCAAGUUGGUCCUUUCAACCAGAUAUUGAGAUCUUUCAGUGUAGAUGGUGGAACGCCUCUUACUAGUUUGUCGGUUGGAUUGUCUUAUCCCGGGCAAUGCCGCAACUGUGAGGGGUCAGUGUAUGAAAUGAUUUCUGUUACCCAACUGCGCACAAAUGUUUUCCAUCUGUUGGGAUUACCACCGAAUCCAACCAAGAGUGACUUCAGAGUCGCUUCAUAA